AUGGUGCCCUCUUGGAGCUACUGCUUGCUUCCGUGUGCCGCUUUUUUCUUCGCUUCAGUUCAGGCGCAGCCGGACACGGACUCUGAAUGCGAGCUUGCGAAAGCCGAAAUUUUGAAGACUUGGUCUCUGAAGGAGCUGCGUGAUGCGACGGCCAGAUCGCGGGCUGCCAGGUCUACAGCCAACUCUGCAGACGUGAAUUGCCCCUCCGAGUGCGGAUGGUGCGACUUCAUCGCAGAGUGGGGGCAGGUCGAGGUCACCAGCGACAUCCCGUAUGGAAGGGCAUUCAACCAAGAGCUUGACGAGGAGGAAGUGUUGUACAUGGACCAGUACCUCGUGCAUCAGGGCCAGGACGGCUUCAAAUACAAGCCGGUCAUGAUCGUGAUUCACGGUGGUGCGUUCCUGAAGUCCAGCACCAAGACCUCCAACUGGGCACCCACAGUUUCGAAAUACUUCGCCAUGUAUGGAUUUCAUGUAGUAUCCCUCGAAUAUCGGCGGUAUGGUGAGUACUGCCGAAACUGGGGAACCAGUGGCUGCCCAGAAAUCAUGUAUGGUGCCCCUGUUCACGAUGCAAUGGCAGCGGUUCGAUACCUGGUCAAAAACAAUGCCAGCCUUGCCAUCGACACAUCGAAGAUUGCACUCUUUGGGUGCUCGGCGGGUGGCUUAACGCUGACCCACCUCAUGAUGAUGAACUAUGGCGAGGGUGACUCUGGCAAUCCGGGCUACCCCUCGGCCGUGCAUGCUGGCAUCUCCUUGUCAGGUGGUUAUUGGAAGUCAACCAUGUGGAAGUACCGCAAGACAGCUGUCGGAAGCAUACCUCCGUACAUGGCGAUCCACAACACGGGCGACUGGAUCGUGUCAUACGACAAGGCGGAGUCAGCGAUUGAGCUGGCACAGGAGCUUGAAGCUUCCAACUAUCUCCUGUCUUUGUCUGGGAAUGGGCAUUGUCCGAAUGUGAUCAUUCCUGGAUCGGCUGAUUACGAGUUCGACAAAGUUGUUGGAUUCUUGGUCAACUCCCUCCGACUUUGCAAUGAAGUGAUAGUUUUUCCGUAA
Molecule: messenger RNA, 1050 nt
Organism: Symbiodinium sp. CCMP2456
Lineage: Eukaryota; Dinophyceae; Suessiales; Symbiodiniaceae
Source: the annotation of a GenBank genome assembly